Messenger RNA from Rotaria sp. Silwood2, 474 nucleotides. The record is from the annotation of a GenBank genome assembly. Lineage: Eukaryota; Metazoa; Rotifera; Eurotatoria; Philodinida; Philodinidae.
AUGAAGGAUGUUUUUGGUUCUAUUCCACUUGUUGCAUCGUCACAUCCAUCAUCGUCUUUCUCAAGUAACACGAAUGAUGGCAGUGUAUGUACAACAACAUCAUCAACAAGUGUAAAUGAAACAAGAAUUCCUUUCGUUCGUAUUCAAAAUUAUCAAAGAUCAUUAACACAUGAAGAUAAAGUCACGCGUGCUGAAUGUAUAUGGGCAAUGGCUACAUCUCAACUUGGCUUUUCAUACAAUUCAUCACAAUUUCUACCAGAAGUAUUUCAAUCUAUGUUUCCUGAUAGUCAAAUCGCAACUGAUUAUUCUUUAUGUUCACGAAAAAUGUCUUAUGUUAUUUCGCAUGGAACAGGUUACUAUUUUACUAAUGAAUUAAUUAAAGAUGUACGUAAAGCUUAUGGUUUUACAUUAAUUAUUGAUGAAACAACUAUUGCUGAUGUUCGUAAACAAUUGGAUAUUUUUUUUCGAUAUUGA